AUGAAUGAAGAAAAUAUAAAAGAAAAAUUAAAAAUUUCUAUAAAUCAUUUAAACAAAAGAAAACUAAAAUUUGACAUAAAGAACUUUCCUAUAGAAAAAACAGUUUAUGAAAUUUUUAAUAUAUUUUCAAAAAAUCUAAAAAACAAAUUAAAAGAAACAUUACUAGAAUUAAAAAAGAGAAAAAGGAAUUGUGAUAUAUGUUCACAGAAUUUAGAUACUUGUUAUCCUUCUCUUUUGUAUGAUAUAGAUAUAAAUAAUACAACAUUUUAUUUUAUUAAAAUAGAAAUUUAUUGUAUUAAAUGCUACAACAUAAAGAAUUUUUCUAUAUUUUCAAAUAAAUUAUAUAAAAGUAUAAAUUCAAGUAGUUUUUUAAAUUUUUCUCACAUUUAUGAACAUUAUUACAAUGUUAAUAACUUAGAAAUAGAACAAAAAUAUAUUCUUGAAAAUGAUAUAAAUAAUUAUUUUAUAAUAUCUAUAUUAGCAAAGAAUUUAAGAUGGAAAUGUUCAACAUCUCACAAAACUUUUGAGGAAUUUUUAGAAUAUUCUUUAAAUGAUUAUAAACAGAAGCAAAAUACAAAUAAUACAAGAAUGUUAAAAAAAAAAAAAAGGGAAACAUUAAAAAUUAUUCCCAAUAAUAGAAAAAAGAAAAAGUUAAAUUACAAAUAA
This is a messenger RNA of Plasmodium relictum, 666 nucleotides long. RefSeq names its product conserved Plasmodium protein, unknown function. The transcript is spliced from 3 exons. Lineage: Eukaryota; Apicomplexa; Aconoidasida; Haemosporida; Plasmodiidae. The record is from RefSeq and is a predicted model, not a curated record. The coding region runs from base 1 to 666 and encodes 221 amino acids.